Messenger RNA from Oncorhynchus masou masou (cherry salmon), 1508 nucleotides. RefSeq lists its product as uncharacterized. Lineage: Eukaryota; Metazoa; Chordata; Actinopteri; Salmoniformes; Salmonidae. The transcript has 5 exons. Bases 651 to 1508 code for a protein of 285 amino acids. The record is from RefSeq and is a predicted model, not a curated record.
GAGAGAGAGAGAGAGAACACAUUGUGAGAGCAGUGUGAGACCUGGAGAGGGUGGCACACAUUUUAAGAAUGAGAGUACUUCUCUGCUUUCUGCGCAGAACUGAACUGAAUCUCAGUUAGCUUUAAUUUGCAGAAACAUGUGCUUCUGAGAAACAUUCAGAGAGACUGGACGUUAGAGGAAAUACAGGAGAGAAUACGCAUUCUACUCCCUUCACUCUUUUUUUUUCUUCAGUUUUUACUCCAAUGAGAGCGAUUUUUAGGCUGUUCAUUUAGUGUUUAACAACAAGCCAAGGAAUUUGGAGAGAGCGGUAUGGGGAGCAAGGAGGAGGCCAUGGCUGUGAUACCAGGGACUAGAGCAAGGGAGCCCUGAAGAGAACUCAUCUAAGUGGGCUAAGAACACGCUGUGGCAGCUGGUUCAGAAAUGCACAAGACCUCAAUCCAUAGAGCAUAGAUACCGGAAAGGAUAACGACACAAGAAGAUGCUAUACUGAUACUGUAUACUCACUCUCACUCUGGACAAAUCAGUGAGAGAGGCUCUCUCCACCUACAUUAGUACAGCCCAGGAAGCAUCCUGCCAGGCACACAUUCCCUCUCUCUCUCUCUCUCAUCCUCCCUGGAUAGACGUGUCCGCCUGGGCUGCUGUAUUCCUAUAUGAGCCAGUUGUCGGUGGGACAGAAGAUCAUGACCGAGACCCUCCGGCUCCCCUCCUUCCAGGUGCAGGCCCCGGGGGACUGGCAGACCCCGGAUGGAGACCCAGGAUCAGAAGCCUCCGCCGGGGGAAAGGUACCCAUUGCGGGUGGUGCCUCUUCCGCCCUCUCCAGUUCUGUCACGCCGUCCCUCCGCCGCAAGCGCUUCAAGAUGCGGCGCAUGAAGAACGUGCAGAGCGAGAGCAGCGUGACCCCGGCUGUGUCUGCAGCGGCUGCCACUAUGAGGUCAGAGGUCAUGAGUAAGGGCCAGGGAUCGCACUCCUUCUCAGGGGGCAUGGAGUACUUACAGCUGCCGUCCAUCGAGAUUACACCAUCCAGCGACGAGGACGCGGCAACCACCUGGUCCAACUGCUCCACACCCAGCGCUUCGCCGCGACGCAAGCGCUUCCUGCUGCACCGCUGGCUGAACGUGCGUGAGAAGAAGGAUCACUACAGUGAGAGCAGCAGGGAGAGCAGCCUACACAGCAGCCACGAGGAGGACUCCGCUCGCUUCUUGACCCCUCACAGUCGGGAGGAGAGCACUGCUAGCAAUUCGAACCGGAGCACGCCCACUUGCUCGCCCGUCCUGCGCCAUCGCUCUCGCUCACCCACGCCCCAGCAGAGCCUGGAACCCAGUGGUGAGAACAUGGUGGAGAAGGGCCACUCGGACCCCUCCUCUGACAAGGACAAGUCACCCUCCACCAUAGAGCAGGUGGUGCAGCGCACCUACAGUCAGUCGGUACACUCCACCACACGCAGCCACGGGGCAAGAACUCCAAGCAUUGCUGUGGUACCAGGACAGACCCCGAGCAUGAGUAUUUGA